Corticium candelabrum is the source of this 6447-nucleotide messenger RNA. RefSeq lists its product as uncharacterized. Bases 90 to 6242 code for a protein of 2050 amino acids. Gene Ontology annotation, molecular function: actin binding. Gene Ontology annotation, cellular component: plasma membrane. The record is from RefSeq and is a predicted model, not a curated record. Gene Ontology annotation, biological process: Rho protein signal transduction; regulation of Rho protein signal transduction. The transcript has 24 exons. Lineage: Eukaryota; Metazoa; Porifera; Homoscleromorpha; Homosclerophorida; Plakinidae.
CUAAUGAACGGUUUAGUUGCAACGAGGAAGCAUUCAGCUUGGAUUUGAAGUUGCACUGCUGGACGACGCUUUAGAGACCGAAGGAGACGAUGACGUUUGCCGUAGUUAAUCCCUUUAUUGGGUCAGUCUUGGGAGUCGUCGUCGUUGUGGUGCUUGUUCUCAUCGUCAUACUUUGCGCUGGGCACGAACGUGCGAAAAGGAGAGUAUCACAGAGCAGCCUGCCUGACGAUUACUACGACUGGGGAGAUCAUGCCGAAUACAGGCCAACGGAUCGAGUUUCCGAUGGCGCCUCUCCGUCCAAUGGAAAAUCAAAGCAGAGGAAUUGGUUUGAAGAAACCGGAGAGCACAUGGCGAUGACCGAGACGGAAGGCAGUCUGGAGACGCAGGCAAGAAAUGGCAUCGUUCAUCGACAGAUGCCCGAGAUGGAAGAGACUCCCUAUCUGGCGCGUCACAUAUCACACUCCACUCUUGAUGAAGGAGGUUGGCCGACCGUCGACUCAAGAGACAGUUCUCCCUUAUCAGCUGGCGAGACUCUCGAAGAUUUCGAAGAGCGACGUUAUUCGGUCGAGCAUCUGGUAGCCUUACCUCUGGACAAGCUGCAACCUUCUUCCGUGACUCCUUCAGAGUGUCUAAGGAAGGUCAAGGACUUGAGUGCUCGAGGCAAACUGUGGACUCAAGAAAUGACUCUUGUCAUCACUGGAUCCUCUCUGACUUUGAGAGACACGGAAUCCAAUGACGAUGUUGGUCAGUAUAGUCUCGGAACGAUCGCUUCGUGUGCGCACGUCGAAGGCGAGUCCAACUUCAGUAGCGUUCUUGUUCUUAUCACACACAACGUCAACGCAAAAUAUCCGCAGGCGCAGAUAUUUCAGUGCGACGACAGCCCGGCUAGAAACAUUUGUGAGGAUGUGCUGGGAGCUGUGAGGAGGUACAACAGGAUGCGCUCAGAAGCUGAGGAGGAUGCAAAAAAGCAUAAGAAAAUGAAAAAGGAGAGAACGGGUCUGAAUAUUUUUAAGAAGAAAGAGAGCAAAACGGCCGUUCCUCCCGUUCCCGUUUCUACAUCCGUCGGAACUCCGCCACAUUCUCUCACUCCAUUUUCGGAAGUCGACAAUGGGGACGUCCCACGCGAAUCUCUGGCCUCGGCAUUGGGUCUUCGUCGCUCUCCUCCUACCGGUGAUGAGGCAGAUGUGCCGCCGGAAUUACCUCCGUCAAGGAAGCGAAGUCCGCCUUCGGUGCCGAAGGGCAAGGCGGCUGCAAUGAUUGCUAAGCUGGAGAGAAAGCAGACUGAAGAGAACGAAAAGUCGGAACUACCGCCGCCGCCACGGAGACGGAGAGAACGAAUGCGAGAUGAUGCUAGCGUUCUGAGUGGUUCCGACUCCGCUAAUGUGGCGCAAAGGCAGAUCAAGAUUGCAAAACUUCAACGGCAAUUUGAUACACUAAACCAUUGUCUUGACGACAUUGAACACUUUGUCGAAAAGAUUCGAGCUUCAUCCGAUGCUUUCAAGGAACUAGAACGGCGGAAGGAAAAGAACAAGAAACGAAAAAAGAGAGAAGAACAAAUGCUUGCGCUGCAAGCGGAAGGACCGCACGAGAGCGAAUUUAUCGAAGCGUAUAGAAAGAUGAAGUAUGCCGUCAAUCUGAUCGCUAAGAUUGGCGACAACAUGACUGAACCGUCACCUAAGGAGCUUCUAGAAGGCUUGUUCGAUCUCUUGGGCGAGAUGGUGCGGAGCAAUGGAGGGCCGCACGUGGCCGCCGACGUGGCAGCGCCGCUCUUGCACAAAAACGCCGUCGAGCGACUCUUCAAUUCGUUGUCGUUUAGUCAAUCCGAGCUGUGGCAUUCGCUGGGCAACAACUGGAUGAUUAGCAAAGAGAACUGGCCCGCCAACCGUCCCGUUCCUCAUUAUAACCCGGUCUUCUCGGACGGCACUACUCCCAACGAUCUCGGAUCUCAAGUAUUGAUAACCCACGGAACUGCUCCGCAACAGCUUUUAGAACAACUGGACAAAAGCAGUAGUGAUGUGUCCGGUUCCCAGGGCAGUUCCGGUAGAGACCACAUCGAUCCGAUCUACCAACCCAGUGCCGUAGUGGCCGCACUCGCUAACCAAGUACAGCACAGAGAUCGACAAGAACAGGAGUUUCUGAACCGAAUGCAGACAUUGUCGUCGGAGCAAGUGAAGGUUCAAGAACAACAGAAGGAAGCCGAGUCUCAGCUUGCCAAGAUGAGGGAGGAACUAGAGGAGGCGAAGCGAGACAGAGACUAUGCCAGAGCAAAGCUCGACCUGGAGGACUCCAAACGAAAGUUGGAUACCGCAAACAGCGAGUUGCAGCGAAUCAACGAGGCAAUGGAAGCCGAAAUGGUGAGGUCCGAGUCGUUUCGUGUUGCACCCAUGCAUUUACCAAUGCUCCAGCCCGACGGAGAUCUCUAUCCUGACUUGCUGGAUUCUCCUCAAUCCGACAUGACGUAUCCUAUUAUGCUCGACGAGCACGAAGGCACCAUGUUUGCUGACUUUGGCGAGACAUCGGCACUUGAAAUGUCACAGCCAGUUUUUAUGCAACAACCGGAUGGUCGUCUCGUGCAGAUCGGAGACCCGCAGGCGUUCAGCGAGCCGUUGUUUCAAGUGGAGCCGGAUAAUCAUCAAAUCCUCUACGACGAUGAUACAUUAUUUUUUCCUGAGCAGACGCCGCCGCCAGCUACGGCUGAGGCCGUGAUAGUGAAGUUUGACUACCAUGCACAAAAUGCGAACGAAUUGACUAUACAUAAAGGCGAGAAGCUUCAGGUAUUGGACAGUAGCAGAAACUGGUGGCGUGUAAAGAAUCUGCUAGGAGAUGUCGGAUACGUCCCGGCCGUCUACCUUGACGAAAUCCGUUCAAUGAAUGCGCCACCGUUGCCUCUCGCUCCGGCACCAGAUUUACCUCCGGACGACAUCUCUAGCGCAGGUGACUUGCUUUCUGAUCUGUUAUCAGCCACUGCUGUGUUUUUGGAUGACGGUCGUCUCGUCCCCGCUCCGCCGUCUAUGCCUCCGCCGCCACCGCCUUCGGUUUCUCAGAGGUCUGCUGUUGUGUAUUUUAAGACUCCGGACGGCAGGACGAUACCGCAUCGUAUACAAAAUCCAAGAACGGCGGUGAGGUCGCCAGACGGAAGGCUUGUUGCAAUGCGGUCGAUCGAGGAUCUCGUGGGUAGAAGAGAUAGUCACAAGACCCUGCGCCGUCCAACUCUCAAACAACCCACUCUGUCUCCUGUUACAGAGACUCCUCCGUCAAUCAAUGAAUCUUCGCAAGGAUCUUCUCCAUCAGUCAAUCCUGCUGCUUCUACAGACGCUACGGAUGCCUCUGCACCUCCUCCUCCGCCCCCGCCUCCGCCGCUUCCAUCGUCUCCUACAGGUGCACCAUUAGGAGCACCCGUACCUCCGCCACCACCCCCGCCACCACCGGCUCCGGGUGUGCCUGGACCUCCUCCACCUCCUGGACCUCCUCCACCUCCUGGACCUCCUCCACCGCCUGGUGCACCGCCUCCGCCUGGAGCACCGCCUCUAUCUGGCGGUAAGCAGCAGAACCGAGGAAAUUUACUAGCUGAGAUUAUGGGUGCCCAAUUAAAGAAAACAGACAAGAAACUACCUGUAGGAGUGAAAGAAGAAAGCGGUAGGGCUGGACUUCUAGCUGAACUGAAAGAGAAACGGACAUUACGUAAGGUCUCUGUUGACGAGAGGCGAGGUGUGGAGGUGGAAAGCAAUCCUUUUCAGGCUGAAAUUGCGAUGCGACUGAAGAAACCUAAGGAAAAUCGUCCCGGAGUAUUUAGCAAGGCUGUCAAAGGUGCAGAGUUGAGGAGAGACUCUGGUCAAGCGGAAGUACGGCGUUGGUUGAUGAGCAAGAACUUUAGCUCGAUGUGUGUUGAAAAACUGUCUGGCCACUGCGGCGCCGAUCUAUUUGAUAUGACCAAGGACGACUUCAAAUCGACUUGUGGGUUUGGAGAAGGAAUUCGAGUAUUUGGGGAAGUACAAAAAUCAAAGGAAGACACUGAGCCGGAAUCUGAUCUUCAAGCUGCGUUUAAACUGCGACAGGUGAAAAUGGAAAGGGCGGAAGCUGAGACACAAGAAGCAGAAGCAACUGCCCAGUCAGAGCAUCCAGAAACGCAAAAGCCGCCAUCUGAAGACGAGGAGGACUCCUCUAAACCCGUCUGGUUGAGAAAUCUUCAAAAGGCAAAGAGAAAGAAAAAAGAGGAAGAAGAGAAGGCUGAACGCGAAAUGGCUGAAGAGAAAGCUAGGCUUGAAGAGGAAGCGUUAUUGGCUGAAGAAAGAGCUCGGCAAGAAGCGGAAGCAUUGGCAGCUGCAGAAGCUGAAGCUGAAGCUGAAGCAAAAGCGGAAGAUGAAGCUACAAAAACCGCAGAAGGUGGUGAAGAAGCAGGGGAGGGUGAAGAAGCAAGGGAGGGUGUAGAAGCGGAGAACGGUGAUGAAAAGGAAGAAAGCGGAAAGAAAAACGAAGAGAGCGACUUAUCUGACGACAACAAGAAAAGAAAGAAGAAGCAGAAAGGAAAGGGAAAGAACAAAGAAGAGGACACUGACGGAAACCGAAGGAAAAAGAAAGGACGAGCGAAACCAAAACGCCAAUCUUCCAGUGCGGACGCUUCUGUUAGCUCCCGUGGCAGCUUGUCUUUAUCAACAAGCAGUGAAGACGAACGCUCCGCCAAGAAACGCAAGCAGCAGAGAAAGAAAGCGUCGGUUCCAUCUCGUCGCCUGGGAGUCCCAUAUCGAGCAAAUUUGCCUACGCAUCUCAGCACGAUGGCUGGCGAGUCUCACUUCUCUGCAGCCGGCGGCCAUCCUUUAUCAUCCCACACAUAUGGAGUCCCUCCGCAGCAGUACACUGCUUUUCCAACGGUUCCGCCUGUGCAUAAUCCGUAUCAUCCUCAUGCACAACCCGUGCCCGGAUCGCACAGUGUACCCACUGAUCAGCUUGCACGGCAUCCUUUUCAACCAUUCAACACAACAAAUGUUCCCUAUCCGACCGACCCGACCAUGUCACAACAAACGCGUCUACCUUAUCCGACUGCAAAUCGUCAUCCUAUAGAGGCUCCAAGCAACGUGCCUUAUCCAACAGGAAACGAGGUAGUGCGACCGCCUUAUCCUGUUACUAACGAGGUACCUCGACCACCUUAUCCUACAGAAGCGAGGCCAGUAGCUGGCGAUUCAUUUUAUCCUAUCAAACAAAACCUUCCUUAUCCUACCGAAUCCAAGUUAAUGACUGCCGAGCCGUCGCACAUGAGGAAGGACAGUUAUGGUCAAACGUCGAACCCUUUCAUUGCCGCCAACAUCCGUCGGCCGUCGACUGGCCCACCGACGUCCGUAAACGUGCAGCCGCAUCCGCUUCGCGAAACUCGCUCGACGUUGGAAAAUAUUAGGCAGCCUGCGUUUCCUGCCUAUUCGGCGGGAGAACCAGCGCAGACAGGACUCGUUUCCUCCACAGCGUUUCAAGCUGAACAUCAUCGACGCCACAGUCAAGAAGACGCAACUAUCCCCGCCUCCGUGGCGAUGCCCGGAACCUCUCUAGCACACGGUCACGUUAGUUUGAUGCCCGGGUAUGGAGCUACAAUUACUGACAAUUCAAGAAGGCCGUCUCUUCAACAGGCGGGAGAGCUGGAAGAUUUUCCAAGAAAGGUCAGUCUUCCUAUGAAUGCGCAAGUACCAUUCUCUGCCUUAGGGCCACCAUCACAAGCUAUAGUGGACAAUCAGUUUUCUCAUCAUCACAUGCCUACACAGUCGAUGCUACAAGCUCAACCAACGGAUCUCACCGUCUCUUAUCCAUCAUCGAUGCCAUUUUCCGGAUCGUCGUCUUCCUUACCACCGAUUUCUGGAACGGUUCCCGGUUCUUCAUUUGCUCAAGUACCAUCACAUGGUCGCCUGGAAUCGGCAGUGCCAGCCGGCAUUCCUCCAGCAUUCCACCACCCUCUAGAUCAGCCACAACUGCAGUCGAUGUCAACCGGUCAUCUCAUUGCAUCGGCUGAGCCACCGCAAGCAUAUCUACCGCAGCUAAUUUCACUGGGAACGGACAGAACGGAUUCGAUUGGUGGAAGGUUUUACGACGCCACGGUACCUCCUCCUCCUCCUCCUGCUAUGUCGCCUCCACCUCUUCCACCACCACCAGCAUCUCUUCAAGACGGUCAGUUCUUACCCACACAGCAAGAUCCGAAACCGGCGCUUCAAGGUACAGAAUCACCAGAACCGUUCUCUCGCAGAAAUCACCCUGACGAGUAAAGUGUAGAUUCGUAGCUCAAUGUUGCUUCAAUUAACGUCUGGUAUUCAUUUAUAUAAUUGACUUUUUGAAGAUGGAAUAGUUUUUUUCUGAUCAUUGCAUGGCGAGACAUGAUACUUUCAAUAUUUUAGUGUAACUGUGCAUAUAGGAAUAGUCUGUAGGAACAACAUGCGACAAGAUGUAACUUAACAGAUCAUUUCUCGUCGA